This is a messenger RNA of Eutrema salsugineum, 2109 nucleotides long. RefSeq names its product prohibitin-2, mitochondrial. The transcript has 10 exons. The record is from RefSeq and is a predicted model, not a curated record. Gene Ontology annotation, biological process: mitochondrion organization. Gene Ontology annotation, cellular component: mitochondrion; membrane. Lineage: Eukaryota; Viridiplantae; Streptophyta; Magnoliopsida; Brassicales; Brassicaceae. The coding region runs from base 983 to 1849 and encodes 288 amino acids.
ACUGUUCAUCAUCGUGAGUUUGGGUUUGAGAGUCGGAGUGUUGGAAGACAAAAUCGGUGGUGUAUGCAUUAUCUUUAUCAUCUAUGCGCAUGAUCCAGAUUCGGUUUUGAUCGGAACUGCCAUGGAACGUAUCAUCGGCGGCAAGUACAAGCUCGGACGGAAGAUCGGCGGUGGUUUUUUCGGAGAGAUUUUCCUGGCUACGCACGUUGAUACGUUCGAGAUCGUUGCUGUUAAGAUCUUUUGUUUCGCAGGAGGAGAGUAAAACGAAGCAUCCCCAACUUCUCUAUGAAGCCAAGCUUUACAGAAUUCUUGAAGGAGGAAUUAUCGGGUUUAUGUAAUUGACUUUGAACUCGCCAAAAGAUAUCCUGAUGCCAACACCAACCGCCACAUCCCUUACAGUCUUCCAUGGCAGGGUCUUAAGGUUGUUGACAAGAAGCAAAAAUAUGACAGAAUUUGUGAGAAGAAUAUAGCAACUCCGAAUGAGGUCUAUCUCAUGCUCUUUUUUUUUUAAGAACCCUUAAUUAGAGCUCACCAUUGGAGGAGAAAAGAAUUUAGGGAUUCUAAACUUUAUAUUAACUAAAAAUUAUGAUUAAGAAAUUGAUAAGAACUUCUCAUUAGUACUUACCAUUGGAGAUGCUCUUAUAAUAUUUGGAUAAUGUGCAUCUGUUCCUGUUACAACUUACUGGUCUCAAGUUAAAAUAAAAAUAAAAAUUAUGAACACUUGCUGACACACACACAAAAGAAAAACAGUUUUGACUAAACGACAUGCGACAAAAAGAUAAGACUAAAUUAGACAAUGGGCCUAAACGUAUAUUUAUUAAUGGGCCUGAGUAAUUCGACCCAAACGUAGUAGAAGAUAGUCGGUGAGUAGAUUUAUCAUUUCUCAAUCCUAAAACCCUAAGCUUCGCCGGCUGCUCCGAUCGUGAUCCUUCCUAAACCCUAACAUCGUCGGUGAUACAGAGCUGAGCGAAGCACUAAAGAAAUGAGUUUCAACAAAGUGCCCAACGUCCCUGGAUCUCCUGCUCUCUCCGCACUGCUUAAGGUCAGCGUUAUUGGUGGGCUUGGUGUAUAUGCCAUUACUAAUAGCCUCUACAAUGUCGAUGGUGGACAUCGUGCUGUCAUGUUCAACCGAUUAACUGGUAUCAAGGAAAAGGUCUACCCAGAAGGCACACAUUUUAUGUUGCCAUGGUUUGAAAGGCCAAUAAUCUAUGACGUCCGUGCACGACCUUACCUAGUGGAGAGCACCACCGGUAGUCAUGACCUUCAGAUGGUGAAAAUUGGACUCAGGGUUCUUACACGUCCCAUGGGUGACCGUUUGCCUCAGAUUUACCGAACCCUCGGCGAGAAUUACAGUGAAAGGGUUCUUCCUUCCAUCAUCCAUGAAACCCUAAAAGCAGUGGUAGCUCAGUACAAUGCAAGCCAGCUCAUUACACAGAGAGAAGCAGUGAGCAGAGAGAUACGCAAGAUUCUGACAGAGCGAGCUUCUAACUUCGACAUUGCUCUUGAUGAUGUCUCCAUCACGACUCUCACAUUUGGCAAAGAGUUCACUGCAGCAAUUGAGGCAAAACAAGUCGCUGCUCAGGAAGCUGAACGGGCUAAGUUCAUUGUGGAGAAAGCCGAGCAAGACAAGAGAAGCGCUGUUAUCCGCGCGCAGGGAGAAGCUAAAAGUGCUCAACUUAUCGGACAAGCUAUUGCAAAUAACCAGGCAUUUAUCACUCUGAGAAAGAUUGAAGCUGCGAGGGAGAUUGCUCAGACCAUUGCACAAUCUGCUAACAAGGUGUACCUGAGCUCCAAUGAUCUGUUGCUUAACCUCCAAGAAAUGAACUUGGAGCUUAACCCUAAGAAGUAGAAGAAGCAAGUUCCAUUCGUUUCUCUUCUAAAAAUCUUCCUCGUGAAGUUGAGAAGAACAUUUACGGUGUUUUGACCAAAUGACCAUUUUGCCGCGUUAUUGUUCUAGGUCCUAGAAUUACUAUAAAUAAAGUGGACACAAUUAGACUCGGAUUGGCUUUGGUCAGUAGUUCGUCAUGUUCAAUGGAACUGAUUGUUGAUAUUUUCUUGUUUUCCCGGAAAAUUGAUGAAACUGAAUUACAAACUAAUAACAAUCAUAUU